Molecule: messenger RNA, 1896 nt
Organism: Phascolarctos cinereus (koala)
Lineage: Eukaryota; Metazoa; Chordata; Mammalia; Diprotodontia; Phascolarctidae
Gene: MAP2K5
Product: mitogen-activated protein kinase kinase 5
Biological process (GO): protein phosphorylation
Molecular function (GO): ATP binding; protein kinase activity; protein binding
Source: RefSeq, a predicted model, not a curated record
AGGAUGUGAGCCCAGUGGUCGGUAAUGCUGUGGCUGGCCCUUGGCCCCUCUCAUACCAUGGAGAACCAGGUGCUGGUGAUUCGAAUCAAGAUCCCAGAUGGUGGAGCUGUGGACUGGACAGUGCACUCUGGGCCCCAGUUGCUUUUCCGGGAUGUGCUGGAUGUAAUAGGCCAGGUUUUGCCUGAUGCAACAACUACAGCAUUUGAAUAUGAAGAUGAGGAUGGUGAUCGAAUUACUGUAAGAAGUGAUGAAGAAAUGAAGGCCAUGCUGUCAUAUUAUUAUUCCACAGUAAUGGAACAGCAAGUAAAUGGACAGUUAAUAGAACCUCUGCAGAUAUUUCCAAGAGCCUGCAAGCCUCCUGGGAAACGGAACAUACAUGGCCUGAAGGUGAAUACACGGGCAGGGCCCUCUCAUCAUAGCAGCCCAGCAGUUUCAGAUUCACUUCCAAGCAAUAGCUUAAAGAAGUCUUCUGCAGAAUUGAAAAAAAUAUUAGCCAAUGGCCAGAUGAAUGAACAAGACAUACGGUAUCGAGACACCCUCGGUCACGGCAAUGGAGGCACAGUCUACAAAGCAUAUCAUGUCCCGAGUGGAAAAAUAUUAGCUGUAAAGGUGAUAUUGCUAGAUAUUACACUGGAACUUCAAAAACAAAUUAUGUCUGAAUUGGAAAUUCUUUAUAAGUGUGAUUCAUCAUAUAUUAUAGGAUUUUAUGGUGCAUUUUUUGUAGAAAACAGGAUUUCAAUAUGUACAGAAUUCAUGGAUGGAGGAUCUUUGGAUGUGUAUAGGAAAAUUCCAGAGCAUGUCCUGGGAAGAAUUGCAGUAGCAGUUGUUAAAGGCCUAACCUACCUGUGGAGUUUAAAGAUAUUACAUAGAGAUGUGAAGCCCUCCAAUAUGUUGGUGAACACAAGAGGACAGGUCAAGCUAUGUGAUUUUGGAGUUAGCACUCAGCUGGUGAAUUCUAUAGCCAAGACGUAUGUUGGAACAAAUGCUUAUAUGGCGCCUGAAAGAAUUUCAGGGGAGCAGUAUGGAAUCCAUUCUGAUGUUUGGAGCUUAGGAAUCUCUUUCAUGGAGCUUGCUCUUGGGAGGUUUCCAUAUCCUCAGAUUCAGAAAAACCAGGGAUCUUUAAUGCCUCUCCAGCUACUGCAGUGCAUUGUUGAUGAGGAUUCGCCAGUCCUUCCGGUUGGAGAGUUCUCCGAACCAUUUGUACACUUCAUCACUCAGUGCAUGAAGAAGCAACCAAAAGAAAGGCCAGCGCCUGAGGAUCUGAUGGGCCAUCCAUUUAUCAUGCAGUACAACGAUGGGAAUGCUGAAGUGGUCUCCAUGUGGGUGUGCAGGAUGCUGGAGGAGAGACGGACCCAGCAGGGGCCUCAGUGAACAGGGAUAUCCUAGAAAGCAGCCGCAGAAGGGAAAUCCUGCUGCUGGUUUUUAGAAAAAGAAACCUGCAACCUAUCGUAUUGUCAUUAUGUUCACUACAUAGCGUUGUUUCCAAGCACCAGAAGAGCCUGGGUGAGCGUGUGCACCUUCCAACUCAGAGGGAAUUCAUCAGAAUUCCCUGUUGCCUUCUUUGCUGUCUCACUGACUAACCUGCAGGGACCUGGAUCCCCGGGACACAGCCUACAGCCAGAAGUCAGCCAUUUGGGCUGCUGAAUGUGUCCGUUUCAGCCCUAUGAAAUUACUGAACCUGAAUCUUUUGCUAUCAGAAUGACGAAGUGAUGGGCCCAGGGAGCCUGGAUACUUCCGUUUCCUUUAUGGCCUUUUCUGAUAUUUCUUGGCUUUAUUGUAUUUUUUUAAAUGGGAAAAGAGUUGGGGGAGGAGAAGGGAUGGGAACUUCCGGAGAGAGGAAAGCUUCAGUGUGUCAUGUAACGACAAUAAAAGCAUUACAACUAUGUAACCACAUCA